AUGGGUUCCAUUGAACGGAAAGCCGAGAUCGACUUCUACGACUCUCCCUAUCUAACGGAGAACUGGGAUAUUAUCUCUCAAGGCUCCGAGGGCUAUGAUUCUGACGUGAUCUUCUACUGGAACGUAUUCCUCGAAGUCAAGGAAUCGAGCGAGUCCCAUGAGAACCCAUCCGUCCCUCUCAUAGUGGUCGACGUGGGGACUGGCACCGGUCGGGUUCUGAAAGGCUUAAACCGCUACGCCGAACAGAACAAUCUGCCCCUUCCCGAAACAGAAUUUAUCGGGAUUGACAUUUCCCAACAUAUGCUCGAUCGCGCAGCUGAGGAAACUCUUUCCCAGGUCGGCAGCGUAUCCUGGAUAUGUGGAUCGGCAAUCGAGUUAUCCACGUUGUUGGAAUCGAGCAGCAAACCCUCCAAGGUGGAUUUUGUUUUCAGUGCGGUCCACAGCGUUGGACAUCUCAUCCAUCCCGGCGAGCUCGAGAAGUUCUUCGCCGACGUUGCCAAAUUACUCCGUCCUCAUUCGGGACGGGCUUGUAUUUCCAUCUGGAAACAUUACCUGUUGUCCACUGACGAUGAAGAAGCUAAAACGCAAUACAACGACAUUGGAAGUCUGCCAAUGGUGCUCGCCAGCAAAAAGUUCCCGGGCGUCUUGUACCGUAAUCACUAUCAUGGGGAAGAACUAGCAAACGAUAUCUUGGCGUCCAAGACGAAUGUGCAGGUGUUCCGCCAGCAUGAGAAUGGUGAAGAGGAGAUCAUCGAAAGCAUCCCAACCGUGCUGAGAUACAAGAUGUUUCGAGAGCCGACGUUGUUGCGAAUCCUUGAGAGCUCCGGCCUAGAGGUUCUGAACAAGGAGACAAACGUGAUGGAUUUUGUCUUUACUUUGAAAUUGAAAUGA
Molecule: messenger RNA, 891 nt
Organism: Penicillium canescens
Lineage: Eukaryota; Fungi; Ascomycota; Eurotiomycetes; Eurotiales; Aspergillaceae
Product: class I SAM-dependent methyltransferase
Exons: 1
Coding region: 1-891 (296 amino acids)
Source: RefSeq, a predicted model, not a curated record